Messenger RNA from Sitodiplosis mosellana (orange wheat blossom midge), 1632 nucleotides. Its product is annotated as ATP-sensitive inward rectifier potassium channel 8-like. Gene Ontology annotation, molecular function: inward rectifier potassium channel activity. The record is from RefSeq and is a predicted model, not a curated record. Gene Ontology annotation, cellular component: plasma membrane. Gene Ontology annotation, biological process: potassium ion import across plasma membrane; regulation of monoatomic ion transmembrane transport. The coding region runs from base 65 to 1141 and encodes 358 amino acids. Lineage: Eukaryota; Metazoa; Arthropoda; Insecta; Diptera; Cecidomyiidae. The transcript is spliced from 6 exons.
UUCAGAGUGGUUCAAAUCAGAAAUCUGGCUCAUCUUUAUCAGUGAUUAAGAGCCAAGUCAAAGUAUGGAAGUGAAUUGCGCGCAAAACGGAAGACGUCCUCAAAAAUAUCGACGUAUCAUAAGCAAAUUUGGCGAACGAAACAUAAAAUUCAUCAAUCUGCCACAGCGUUCGAAGCGAUAUAUUCAAGAUUUUAUCACCACAAUCAUUGAAACACGAUGGCGAAUUGUAAUAGUUGCAUUUUUGAUCGCCGAUUUUGGUUGCUGGACUUUUUUCGCAGUACUUUGGUAUUUAAUUUCAUACUCGCACGAUGAUUUAACAUACGAUGAUAUAACUGGAAUGUCAUUGCACGAAGGAGAAAUGACAUGUAUCAGAGGUGUAAAAAGUCUCACCGAUUAUUUUCUGUACAGUUUCGAAAUACAGACAACAGUAGGAUUUGGUGAACGAUACCCAAACGAAGAGUGUCCAGAGGGAGUUUUUCUCUUCGCUAUGCAAAUUGUGUGCGGCAUAGCCAUCGAUGGUGUAUUGAUCGGUAUCAUUUAUGCGAAGCUAUCACGACCACCAAGCAAACCGUAUCAUUCGAAAUUCAGUCGCAAAGCUGUGAUUUGUCAAAGAGAUUCGCAACUCUGUUGGAUGUUCCGAAUUUGUGAUCCAAAUGGGAGUCACAUCAUUGGUUCAACGAUACAGGCAUGUUUAUACGGUGAAGUUACCUCGAACGAAGGCGACAUAUUUGAACACUUCCAAUAUCCAUUGAAACUACAUGACGAAGGUCAAGUUCAUAUUAUAUUCCCAGUGAUCGUUUGUCAUGUUAUUGACAAUAGUAGUCCAUUGUACACACUCUCAGCUUCACAACUCUUAACGAAACGAUUUGAGAUAAUUGUCACAUUGACUGGUGCAUCAUCAUCAACUGGCCAAACCACCGAAGAAAGAACAUCGUAUCUAUCCAAUGAAAUUAUGUGGGGACAUCGAUUUGUGAAUAUAGUUCGAUAUGUCACAGAAAAUGAAGAGUAUUCAAUUGACUAUGACGAGUUUGAAACGACUGAAGAAGUUGAUACACCUUUAUGCAGUGCUCAAAGGUUUGAUAGACUUUGUGCAAAAGUUAAAAGCCAUUUAUCAGAGAAAUGGGAUUCAAGUGAUGCGUAGAUUUGUACGUGUGACCUUUGUAUACACUCCAGACCGAUUUUCAGAGUAAAUCGGCAUACGAACAGAUCAAACAUACUAUUUAACCCACAACCACCGAAUAAUGAUUACGGACUUCAAAGAAACCCGAUUACUAGAGCACAAUUAUUGUUUGAGCGCAAAUUUAAAUCAGGCGACAUCCUAAACUUAAAUCAUUCGCAAUUCAAAAAUAAAAUAAUAAGCCAUUUUAACCAAAAUCGAUAAUCUGUAAUUACCACCACUAUAAUUAGAUAGUUGUCAAUUUCUUAUUUUUUAAUUUUUGUUUUACCUAAUUCUUUACUUUUUUGUUAUACAAGAAAAUAUAUUUAUUUAUUUUAGUUUAUUAAUAAAUCAUCAUCAAUCAACACAAAUCAUGAUGAAAUCACUAGGUGAAAAAUGUAAUUGGGAUUUAUCCUGUUUUUUUUUACCAUUAUAAAGAAAUAAAAAUAAAUAAAUAUAGACUAGUCUUUGCUAUU